Messenger RNA from Impatiens glandulifera, 840 nucleotides. RefSeq lists its product as uncharacterized. The transcript is spliced from 6 exons. The record is from RefSeq and is a predicted model, not a curated record. NCBI's taxonomy places the organism in Eukaryota, Viridiplantae, Streptophyta, Magnoliopsida, Ericales, Balsaminaceae. Bases 42 to 716 code for a protein of 224 amino acids.
CAUACUCAACCAAAAUCACCAUUUAAUACCUACCUACGAAGAUGUUUAAUCUCUUCGGCGGAAAAGAUCCUUUCGAUGAUCCCUUUUUCACUCAUCCAUUUGGUGGCGCCGCCCAUGAGAAGAACUCCGGCCGUCAAUCCUCCAAGGAACUAACCAUUGAAGAAUUGGACUCCGACGGAAACCCUCUUAAAUCUGACAUCAUCCAUCCCAACAAAGAACAACUCUCCUACAACAACAACCCAAAUCUUAACGGAAGAACAGAGAAGAGAAGUUUCAGUUAUCAGAGAGUUUCAUAUGGUGGUCUAAAUGGGACGUAUUAUACUUCUUCAGUCACUAAGAAAUCCGGAGGGGAUGGGGUUGUUUUCAUGGAGGUUAAUGAAGAUGAUAAAACUAUUGGUGAAGCAUUACACACUGUCUCAAGAGGAAUCAAUGAUAAGGGUCACUCAGUUACAACAAAACGAAACUCAGAUGGUAAAAAAGAUACUUUGCAGACUCUACACAACAUAAACCAAGAUGAGCUUGAUAUGUUUGAACAAAAAUGGAAAGAUAAUGCUGGGUAUCUUCCGGAUCUGAAUAGUGAAUUAUACAGAUCUCUUGAAAAUGCAGAACCAAUUUUCAGAGGUGGAUGGGCACUUCCUCCCACUGAAGGACAUAAGAAAAAUGAUGAUGGGGGAAAUUCUUCAACUAAGAAGGUUACUCGUAUCAAUGUAGAAUAGAUUAGAAGUUUGGUGUUCAUCCAAACAAGACUGUAGUGGUCAAUAAAUUACUGGAUUUUUGUGUGUGUCAAAUUAUGUGUGACAAAAUAACUCUUAUUGUGUUAUCAUAUAUGCAUAAUCUAAU